Molecule: messenger RNA, 1740 nt
Organism: Penicillium taxi
Lineage: Eukaryota; Fungi; Ascomycota; Eurotiomycetes; Eurotiales; Aspergillaceae
Gene: fbx15
Product: F-box domain protein
Exons: 2
Coding region: 1-1740 (579 amino acids)
Molecular function (GO): protein binding
Source: RefSeq, a predicted model, not a curated record
AUGUCUCCCAUCAACCUCGAUUCCCUUCCCUACGACUCUUUCUAUGAAAUAUCCAAAUAUCUGGAUGAUAAUGACCUGAUUAGCUUAAGUCGUGUCAAUAAAGCUCUCCGUCAGACACUGGAAAGUGAGCAGAUUGCUCGUAAAGCGGUCAAGAAUUUCCUACUCUUCAGCAAAGAAGGUCAGGCCGCCACAAAUGGCGAUUCCACUUAUCGCCGUGCCAUGGGGCAUCGGGCAGAUAUUCACGAAGCGAUCGCCACUGCAUCGCCAUUCUCAGUGGCGGUAUUAGCACAUGCAGAUCAGUUUACGUACCACCAAGGAGUACUAUGCUACCAAGUGGAAGAUCAAAUACGAUUACUAGAUGUGCAUGGCAGUGCUCGAGAGGAGCGAGUGCUUAAUUUGAAACAGCUCAAAGAAACCCUCGGUCAGAUGGAACCACACAUAACGACCGAAGACCGGAUACGUAUUGUCCAUUACAGUGAGGAUAUUGUAUCCGUCAAGAUAAAGGGCUUGGCACACCAAUACCUUAUCGCCAUUGAUAUGCAACCACUCACCGACUCUUUCAAGCCGGAAUCCACGCUUCGCGAUCGGAUAGUUUACUUUUCACAACUUGAUGUCGAUGAUUUCUUUAUACGAAAUAGUCGAUCAUUCAUUUGGCUUGGCGUUUAUCAUGAAGUGCAUUCAGUUGGUAUGGCUUGGGAUAUAACUGCAACAAACCUCGACCCGACUCAGCCUCAUGAGGACGUUUGCUUCGUGUUAGAUGCUGAAUGGGCUCCAGACUGGGAGACUGACAUAGGAUCAUCAAUUUGUUUUGAGAUAUUCGAUGAGCACCUCUACGUAGUGUCAACGAGUUACUUUGGCCAGCAUGAUGAGGUGCAUUCUUCAUUUUACUACUGGCAGUGCCUUGGACCCAGUGAUAGCGAAAAGAAAGCAGAGGGGCGCAUCUGGCGCCGGAAGCACAAUGAAGGGCCAGUGAAUGAGCUCUGGACGAUGUUCACACUCGAAAGGGAUGAGACAACCAACCGACCAAUGAUAGUUGAAUGUCGUCGGGAAUGGCUUCACGGCAAUAGCGAGAACCACCGCAGCUACUACGUUGAACCACUGCCAAUCCCAGAGGAGGCCAUACGAGCACCCGAAGAACCGGUUCCGCAAACAUGGGCGCAGGACGAACAGGAGGAUCCUGUAGCUGAUGAUGAAUACGAUGAACGCCCGGCUAAGAGGCAACGCCGCCAUGAAGAGUACGAGCCUAUUAGUGAUAAAUUUAUCCUCGCACGUACUAGGCAUCGCGGCUAUCAUCUAGCAUCCUCGACAUUUCUAGAUGUUGUGAGCACGCACAACUCCAGCCGUCUUCUAUUACGAACAUGUCCCACCAGGAAGCGUCACUAUUCAAUUGCACAAGACCACUUCUACACGCGCGGCGUGCAUUUCUGGCCGCCAGAAGACGCGCCCAGAGCAUUGCUUGAUAUCGUAUGUCCUGACGAAAACUCUUCCGAGGUGAGUGUCUACGACGAUGAGAGAUCGAUUGUGUACUCGGUAGAUUGCGACGGCCACUCCGCAAUAGUCCUCAUUAGCUUUGACCCGAAAAUUCGAUUUCCAACAAUGGGCUCUCUUCAUAAAGAGGAACCACCUGCCCCAAACAAAGUCUUUCCUGUCCAAGUGAGCUGGCCAGAUGAAUUUGAAUCUGGUGUUAUAACCUGUCCACCUCUUUAUGAAGCUAUUAACUGGGGAUACUGGCUGCGUUGA